Molecule: messenger RNA, 588 nt
Organism: Lipotes vexillifer (Yangtze River dolphin)
Lineage: Eukaryota; Metazoa; Chordata; Mammalia; Artiodactyla; Lipotidae
Source: RefSeq, a predicted model, not a curated record
AGUCCCAGGGGGAGGCCGGGGCCGGCGCGGCGGGCUGCGCGCCGGAGGAGGACGAGGCGGCUUCCUUGGCCUCGCCGCCGCUCCUCUUGCGCUCCCGCCUCGACUUCUUGCGGGUGGGCGGGCCAGUGGGGGCAGCGGAGGCGGGGGCGGCGGACGUCCUCCUCUUCCUCCUCUUCCUCCUCCUCCUCCUCCUCCUCCUCCUCCUCCACCCCACCUCGGACUCCAGCCUCCUCAGCGGCCUCUUCUGGCAGGAAGGAGACCUCAGGUGUCUUGCAGCUGCUAUCCACAGUCUGCGAGUCGGGUGUGAGAGCAGGGGGUGGAGGGGCCGCCUUGGGGGGCGGGGUGCUAGGGGCCUUCACUGCCCGCUCGUCCCCGGACCAGGAAGUCUCCUCGGCCCCUUUGGCUCCCGCCGCCUGGCUGCAGCUAUCCGCCUUGGACUUCUUCAGCGUCACAGGGCCGCCGCUGCCCCCGCCGCUGCGGAUCUUUUUCCUGGUCUUGGAUGGCUUGGUCUUUCCCUUGGUCCCCUUGGCUUUCUUGGCCCCAGCCUUGGCCUUGACCUUGGUCUUUUUGGGCUUGGUGCUGCCCUGA